This is a messenger RNA of Theileria equi strain WA, 1350 nucleotides long. RefSeq lists its product as hypothetical. Gene Ontology annotation, molecular function: structural constituent of ribosome. Gene Ontology annotation, biological process: translation. The record is from RefSeq and is a predicted model, not a curated record. Lineage: Eukaryota; Apicomplexa; Aconoidasida; Piroplasmida; Theileriidae. The transcript is spliced from 9 exons. Gene Ontology annotation, cellular component: ribosome. Bases 1 to 1350 code for a protein of 449 amino acids.
AUGAUCCACUAUCGCAAUUGUCCAUUACUGUAUAAUUAUCUAUCGAGACGGGCAAAUCUUAGAACAAAUGGCUCUAUCCUACAUCGCAUAAGAUACACAUCAACAGUAUCAACCGAUGAACCGAACAAACUGGUGGUUCCUAGUGUUCCAUCCGUAAAUGACCCUCCUGUCGUUAGAAGACCCGGUGAAAUAAUCGAUAUUGAUACGCUAACAAAAAAUUACUGGGCAUUUCCGGCUGUCGGAUUCAACAGCAUCCUUGAGCUUCCAGUAUACACAUUUGAAACACAUGAAGAUGCCAAGGAAAUAAAAGUCGGUCCACAACGGUAUAUUAGGGUGCCUAACGAAAUUUUCGGGGUGCCAUUGCGACCGGAUAUCUUACACAGAUGCUACCAGUUCUAUAGGAGAGCCAAGGCUGGCUACUGCGAAAAUAUGCAGCUCUACAAAUGGGAGUGGCCUGGAACUACAAAAAAAUGGAGGAAGCAACAAAGGACUGGCAAAGCAAGAAUUGGAUGGAAAAAAUCACCCGGAAAAUAUCUAGGUGUGUUCUCCCACCCGGUUAGGCCUCAGGACCAGCGCAUAAAAAUACAACGAAGAACACUAUACCAUGGAUUAAAGAUUAUGUUAUCUGCCAAGUUUGCUCAAUCACAAAUACAAGUGGUAGAUUCCUUUCUAAUGAGUUCCCACAAGACAAAAUAUGCAGUUCAAAACUUGAGGAGGAUUCUAGGGAGAAAGUGUAACUCUGCACUAUUAGUCUUUGAAGGGUAUAAAGAUUCUAAUGAGCACUUCAGAUGGUCUACAGCAAAUAUACCAGCCGUACGUAAUGAAACUGUAGAAGGUGUAAACGUCUAUAAUCUUCUAAAAUAUAGACAACUGGUAAUCACAGAAUCUGCUCUAAAAAAACUCAUCUAUCAUAUUGAAAACUAUCCUAAAAAAUGUGAUUGGUUGCCUAGGUAUGCAACUCCAAAUAAUACUCCGGCUCCUGUUCCGGAAAAGGUAAAGGGAUGGAACAGCACGUGGAUAAAAACGAAGAUACAAAAUAAACUAGCGUCCAAAAGUAGAGAGAUGUGGAUGGAGCAAGUGAAGAAGUGGAAAUGGUCAUCAGAAACCAAGGGAGCUCUAAAGAUCCCACGCGAAGACCCGCUCAAGGGGUUCAGGCUUAUAAACCUGGAAAGUACAACAGAAGACGAAAAGGCGCGCUUUCAGUAUCUCUAUGAUUCAGUGUUUGAUCCCCUAGAAGAUGUGGAUGAUUAUGAUAAUGGCACAGAAAUAAAUAUGGAUAGUAUGGAAUCUGGAGAACGAUUCAUGGAUCCUGAGGACCUAAAUGAACUGAGGCCAACUCCAUUUAAAUAA